This is a messenger RNA of Telopea speciosissima, 986 nucleotides long. RefSeq names its product HVA22-like protein k. The coding region runs from base 135 to 719 and encodes 194 amino acids. The record is from RefSeq and is a predicted model, not a curated record. NCBI's taxonomy places the organism in Eukaryota, Viridiplantae, Streptophyta, Magnoliopsida, Proteales, Proteaceae. The transcript has 8 exons.
AAAGGACCAGAACAGAGAACAGAAUAACUAGAAGGGGGAAAAGAUGAACAAAAUCUUGCAAACCCCUCUGUCGAUUGGGAUGUGAAGUCCUCUUGAUAUUCAUCGAAUUCUAUUUCUGCAAAUUCAUUCAUCGAAUGGCUUUUCUUGGAUCCAACAUCCCCAGUGAGGUUGGGUUGCGGUCGCUUCUCUGCCCUCUUGGUUCUAAUGUUGUUAUCCGAACAGCUUGCUGUUCAGUAGGGAUUGUUUUACCUGUAUACUCUACAUUUAAGGCUAUUGAGAAGAAGGAUCAAAAUGAACAACAGAAGUGGCUUUUAUAUUGGGCAGUAUAUGGAUCUUUUAGCCUUGCAGAGGUUUUUUCAGACAAAAUUAUCUCCUGGGUUCCAAUGUACUACCACAUGAAGUUUGCAUUUCUUGUUUGGCUUCAGGUGCCAUCUGCAGAAGGGACUAGGCAAAUGUAUGUGAACCAUCUGCGUCCAUUCCUCUUGCGGCAUCAAGCUAGACUUGAUCAAAUAGUGGGCUAUACGUAUGGUGAAAUGGUUAAAUUCAUCAAUGCACACCAAUCAGAAUUCCAGUUUGCUAGGGCAGUGAUCAUGAAUAUCGUGGCAUCAGGCAACAAAGUUUUGAGGAAUAUUGUUCACCCAGCCAAACGAGGAGGGCACAGAGCAAUAGAAGGCCCAACGAGUCAAAUGGAAGAUUCUAACACAGAUCUUGACAAUUAAAGCUCCCCUUGUUCUUUGUAAACAAGCAUCGUAGUUCAGUAGGGCUUUUUGUAGGGUCAGGAAACUACAUUGGUACAAAUGAUGUAAAUAUGCACUCUCUAAAUGCCUCUGUAAGCACACGAUGGUGAAUAUUCUCUUGCAAGCACACAUUUUAUUUGUUCAUCAUUGCUCUAAUCUUAUUUUGAAGCCAAUGGCUAGCUAUUAGUGAUUUGCUUCUGAUCUAGUUGUGCUAGUCUAUCUGGACAAACAAGAUCCGGUUUGGAAGCC